Cylicostephanus goldi is the source of this 279-nucleotide messenger RNA. NCBI's taxonomy places the organism in Eukaryota, Metazoa, Nematoda, Chromadorea, Rhabditida, Strongylidae. The record is from the annotation of a GenBank genome assembly.
GGUGAAUUCAAAUCUGAAGCGCUACAAGUGCCGCAUGAUUGCCGUUUUUCACAUGUGAACUCUGGCGAAUCCUGCAAUGACUAUCAACACUGGCGAGAUGAAGCCACGAAACAGUGCUCGGCUAAGACUUUCAAUGGAAAGGGAAUGACUGUGCGUUCAUUCGCUGUUCUCGAACCAUGCAGUCUCGACCUGUUCACUGGUGUCGAAUUCGUUUGCUGCCCCACAGUUGGUGAGUUCCUUUAUUAUAUAGAAUUUUCAAAUCCUCUUCGUAAAAGUUAG